Colletotrichum chrysophilum is the source of this 1326-nucleotide messenger RNA. RefSeq lists its product as uncharacterized. Lineage: Eukaryota; Fungi; Ascomycota; Sordariomycetes; Glomerellales; Glomerellaceae. The coding region runs from base 1 to 1326 and encodes 441 amino acids. The transcript has a single exon. The record is from RefSeq and is a predicted model, not a curated record.
AUGAUCUACUACCACCACCUCAGAGACAGCUCACCUUAUGGCAUCUUGUCAAUCCUGUCCCUCAGCGAUAUUCUACAGGAGGAUCAACUCGACAGCGCCUUCUUCCAUGCUGCGCUGGCUUUGUCGGCCCUCGACAUUUCUCAGUCCAGACCUUCAGAGACUCUUGCCAGCAAAGCUGCGUUGCAAGCACUGGAUCACUUCGUUGCUGCCCUUGGCACCGUGCGAAUGGCGCAGCUGGAUGACGAAGGCGUCGCCACAGGAUGUCCAUCGAACCAAGAUAACGCCAUAUCAUGGCUAGCUACUGUCUUGUUACUUGCAAACUUCGAGUUGCAACGGGGGCAGAUGAAGCUCUGGUACAUUCACAGCAGAGCCGCAGUCACAUUCCUUUCGCAACAUCUCAACCGCGUACGAGAAUCACCCGUGGGGGAGUCUCUCAUCCGGUCCUUCUCCCGCAUCGCCGCUCUCCUAGAUAUUUUCGACCGAGCCUACUCCGUCAGAUACAGCAUUGCAUCACCAGACGUCUCAGACUCACUGACCUUGUCGCUUGUCAAUUCGCCCCAGUCAGCAGACAGGUUGUUGUACAUCUUGCCCCGAGUGAUCAAACUUGAGGAAGAAUGGAGGAGUAACCCACAGCAUGACCUACACUGGCGUAACCAAGCAGAAGAUCUAAUCCAAGAAUUGAAGGCGUGGAGGAACACAUUGGACGAUUAUGAUGUGCCGGCCUUGCACGAACACACAGCAAAUCCUUUCGAUGAGACCGCCGAAGGCCCUGGCAUUGCGAUUAAGCCUCUCAGUAUCCCUCGCGCGCGAGAGCCCGUCAAAGCAGCGACGACGUUCAUGCACUACUUGAUCUCUCUACUACGGCUAGAGACACGAUACCUCCCGGGUGCAGGACGAGAACUGCCGCCCAACGCGAAGAAGAUCAUCCUUCUCGUAUGCAGGUUAGCAGCCGGUGUCCCUUAUGCAUCCUGCGCCGCGGUCAACGCAUACGGGCAUGGCAUGCUUCCGGCAAUGAUGAAUGCGUAUUACAUGGCAGAAGACUUAGACCUGAAGACAUGGAUCAAGGACUGGAUCGCCGGGUUUCCGAGGGAUCGGGAGGGCAUCUGGAACGUCCGCCACGCCCACCGGGUGCUGCGAUACGUGGACGAGGAGUACACUCGCCGCGGCUCACGACACAAUUGGGAAAUUAUCAAAGUGCGCAUGGUUGACCUAGAGGAUGACGCCACUCCUGAAGACGACGAGGAAAGGGACCCCGAUCGGUUCUCGGUCGAGGUGUAUUCGAGGUGUAAGCGGGGGUGGAGCAUCGACUUUGUAGAAAUACCAUAA